Molecule: messenger RNA, 3654 nt
Organism: Lactuca saligna
Lineage: Eukaryota; Viridiplantae; Streptophyta; Magnoliopsida; Asterales; Asteraceae
Source: the annotation of a GenBank genome assembly
AAAAUCCGACCCCAUGUGUUUUUAGCAAAGAGGAAAUUCUUCUUUGUGUUUCACUUUUCAGUUUUCACACACGCGCGAGACAUCUAUCUGAUAAAUCCCUCGAUAUAAACAGGGCUGGCUAAUCGAAACCUUUCGAUCGACGAUUACUGCUGGAAAUUAUGCUUGAAAUCGACUAAAUUUGAGGUGAAACGGAACUUGGCAUUCCGAUACAUCUCUAUGGUUUCGAUUUUGUAGGUUUUUUGUUUGCGAUAUAUGUUCUUUCGAAACUUUUGAACCUAGGUCUUGAGAAUUUGUGGAAUAUGAGUGUAUCUGCUACAUCUGUGUUGAUGGAAUCGUGGCGGAAUUUGUUGUUCGUUUAUGCUUGAUGAGAUGAAAGAUGUGAGGGAAUCCGAGCAUUCAGGAGCUGUCGUAAAGAUAGAAAGUUCUUAUGAACGUUUAAUUGUUAAAAAUAAGGCAGCAUUCGACUUAGGAGUUAUAGGGUUUAGUGAUUCCUCUCCUAGGAAAAUGUUCAAUUCCAAUAAAGAUAGAAAGAGAUCCCGAGUCGUUCUGAGUGAUUCCGAGUCAGAUGAGUUACCAGACCCACCUCUUCCCCGCAAAGUUCAUAAAUUCCGAAAUACAUCGGAUGCUUACAGAAGUGGUUUAGUGGAAAAUAAAGAUCUCCAAACUGAGAAAAAGGUUAACAACAGGUUAGAUGAUGAGUCCGAUGAAGUGGAUGAGAGGAGAAUGAGGAUGGAUGUUAAUAACGAUAGGUUAUAUAGGCAAAAUGGGGAUCAAAAGGAAUCUGCAAGUGGUAGUGGUAGGAUGAUAAUUCAUAGGAAAAGGGAUCUUGAUUCAGAAAACAAUGGUGCUAAAGGUGCAAAAAGUAGUGAGUAUGCAAUGGACAAUGAUGAAUUAGGGUUAUCUGUAUCAAUUAAGAAUGAAGAAGAAGAGGAAGACCUUGAAGAAUCAGUCAGGUUGCAAGGUAAAAAUGGUGUUUUGAUGGAAAAUAAACAUAAACAAGUGGGUCUUUCACAUAGAGGUAACAGUCAGAAUCUUGAUGGGAAAAGGCUGAGCUUGUCCCAUAACAUCCAUGGUCAACUUGAAUCUAGAAAGAAGAGAACAGUGAUGCAAUCAAAGUCAAAUGCACCUAAGAAUAACAAGGAAAGCAAGAUCAAGCGACCUAAUUUCACUGAAAAGCAAUUGUUAAGAGAGAAGAUUAAAACAAUGCUUUUGGGUGCUGGAUGGACGAUUGAUUAUAGACCAAGAAGAACCAGAGAUUAUCUUGAUUCUGUAUAUAUUAGUCCUUCUGGAACUGCUUAUUGGUCUAUAACCAAGGCUUAUGAUGCACUCAAAAAGGAAGAAAAAGAGAAAGAGAAAGAGAAUUCGGUAGCUAAGGGAGACUUUACACCAUUACCCAAUGAGAUACUUAACAAAUUAACACGACAAACACAAAAGAAAAUCGAAAGAGAACUUGAAAAGAGUAGAAGACACGAAGACAACAUUAGGAAGCCUAAAAGGGUAAAAAAGUCUACACAGUUUAGAUCCAUUGACCAGAACAAAGAGAAGCUUGAUUGUUAUCUGAAGGAAGCAAGUGAAGACAGUAGUGGCUACUCAAGUGAUGAUUCUCCUCACAAGGAAACACCCCAGAAAGAUGCUGUUCAUGUUCAUACGAAUCCCCAUAAUUUACAUGAAAACAAAAGCCGAAUAAUUGGCAGAAGAACAUUGGUUGUUCGUGGAUCUGAAAAUGGUUUAGAUUCAGAAAAGAAUGAUUUUAUUCCAUAUUCAGGAAAAAGGAACUUGAUUUCAUGGUUAAUUGACUCUGGAAUGGUUUCUGUGGGUGAAAAGGUGGAAUAUAAGAACCUUAGAAGGACACGUGUAAUGCAAGAAGGAUGGAUAACUGAAGAUGGAAUCCAUUGUGGUUGCUGUAGCAAACUGGUGACAGUUUUGAGAUUUGAACUUCAUGCGGGCAGCAAACUCGGGCAGCCAUUGAAGAACAUUUUUAUCCAAUCGGGCAAGUCUUUAAUGGAGUGUCAGAUAGAUGGUUGGAAUAAACAAAAAGAGUCAGAAAGAAAAGGUUUUCAUGUUGUAGAUGUUGAAGGUGAUGAUCCUGAUGAUGAUACUUGUGGUUUAUGUGGAGAUGGUGGAGAUUUGAUCUGCUGUGAUGGUUGCCCAUCAACCUUUCACCUGAGCUGCUUGGAUAUGCAGAUGCUUCCGGAAGGUGAUUGGCAUUGUCCAAAUUGUGCAUGCAAAUAUUGCAAUAAGGACAGUGGUAGAACUGGAAGUUCCAGUUCACUUCUUACAUGUCGCCUUUGUGAGAAAAAAUAUCAUAAAUCAUGCAGUGGUGAGAUGGAUAUGUUUUGUUUCUGUGGGAGAAAAUGCCAAGAGCUAUACACACGCUUACAGAAGCUUCUUUGGAUGAAACAUGAAUUAGAUUCCGGAUUCUCAUGGUCUCUUAUCCAUCAAUCUGAUCUAUUACCCGACAUGUCAUCCUUAUAUUUCUAUCAAAGAGCCGAAUGCAUCUCCAAAAUAGCAAUUGCUUUAUUAGUCAUGGAUGAGUGUUUUUUACCUAUUGUUGAUAGGAGAAGUGGGAUCAAUCUAAUCCAUAAUGUUGUUUAUAAUUGUGGAUCAAAUAUUAGCCGGUUAAACUAUAGUGGCUUCUUCACAGCCGUUUUGGAGAGGGGAGAUGAAAUGAUAUGUGCUGCAUCAAUCAGGAUUCAUGGAACCCAACUAGCUGAGAUGCCUUUUAUUGGGACCCGCGAUAUAUACAGACGCCAAGGGAUGUGUCGCAGGCUAUUGCAUGCUAUUGAAUCAGCUCUCACAUCCCUCAAAGUAGAGAAAUUGAUUAUUCCUGCCAUUGAAGAACACAUGGAUACAUGGACUAAUGCUUUUGGGUUUAAACCACUUGAAGAAUCAUGCAAACAAGAAAUGAAGUCAUUCAAUAUGAUGGUGUUUCCUGGAACAGAUAUGUUGCAAAAGCAACUGAUAAAGAAACGCACUGUAGAAACCAACAUGACUUCAAAAAAAGAUUCCAUUCCUUUAAAAAACAUUCUACGAACCAAACGCCCCGUGAGUUUCUUUAAUGGUGGUGUAGGCAAGAAGGGUGUUGAGGUGGAAGACUACAAUAAGGGAAAGAAAUCGGAAUUGAAUAACACUUCUAUCCGGAAUGGCGAUUCCGAACCCGAUUCCAAUGUUGUAAAAGGUGGGAAUAAGACCGGUUCCAAGGUUGAAAUAACUGAUUUGCGGAAUGGCAAUGAAACUGCCCCUGGAAUUACUGAUUCUGAUUCCAAUGUAAUAAUAUGUGAACCUCAACUUCAAGUCACGGAAAAGGACUCUGUUUCCAAUUCCGUUGUUCUGCGGAAUGGCAAUGUGACCGAUACUCCAUUGGAAUCAGACCUCCAAUUCCUGGGAAAGGAAUCUGGUUGUGUGUCAAUGGCAAAAGAAAAUGAUGCGAAGGAUGGAAGGGAUGCUACCAACGGGAAUGUCUGAUUCUGUUAAGAAAAUUGAGAAUCGUCUAACAAAGGACACGAAUGUUCUUGUAUAAAAUAAUGAGAUCCUAGUUUUUUGAAAUGAAGUGUUUUGUUGUUUUUCUAAUAUUCGAGUCAACUACACCAUAUAGACAAUUCUUUUAUUCAUAACACUUUUUAGGGUACAUGAAUUUGAUUUAUUUAAGUAAUG